This is a messenger RNA of Prunus persica (peach), 1188 nucleotides long. Its product is annotated as ubiquitin-conjugating enzyme E2 28. Bases 315 to 761 code for a protein of 148 amino acids. Gene Ontology annotation, cellular component: nucleus. NCBI's taxonomy places the organism in Eukaryota, Viridiplantae, Streptophyta, Magnoliopsida, Rosales, Rosaceae. Gene Ontology annotation, molecular function: ubiquitin conjugating enzyme activity. Gene Ontology annotation, biological process: protein polyubiquitination. The record is from RefSeq and is a predicted model, not a curated record. The transcript has 5 exons.
ACGGCCCAAAUAUAAAAACGGAAAGAAAAAAAGUAACGGAUAAGAAGGGAAAAGAAAACAGAGUGCGAGAGACGGUGAAAACGGGGGCGUGUAUAAAACCGGUGGAAAAGGAAAGCCCCAAAGUCUCUCCGAGUUUUUGUGUAGAAAGAUCAGGGGGUCGAAGAUCGUAUUGUUGGUAGCGGAGCUUUGGGAGGCGGCUCCGGAUCUUCUUCAAACCCGUUUCCCUCUGCUACCGCUAUUUCAGUCCGAUCUCAGCUUUGCAGGUCCUGGGUUGUGAGAAGUGAAUUUUAGACUGUAAUCAAUUCAAUUUCAUCAUGGCCUCCAAACGCAUCUUGAAAGAGCUUAAGGAUUUGCAGAAAGAUCCUCCAACUUCUUGCAGCGCCGGUCCUGUGGCUGAGGACAUGUUUCACUGGCAAGCUACGAUUAUGGGACCCCCUGAUAGCCCAUAUGCAGGAGGUGUAUUCCUAGUCACCAUUCAUUUUCCUCCUGAUUAUCCUUUCAAGCCCCCUAAGGUUGCAUUUAGGACUAAGGUCUUCCACCCAAAUAUCAACAGCAAUGGAAGCAUUUGUCUUGAUAUCCUUAAAGAACAAUGGAGCCCAGCACUAACUAUCUCUAAGGUAUUGCUCUCAAUUUGCUCACUGUUGACUGACCCUAAUCCUGAUGACCCUCUUGUGCCGGAGAUUGCCCACAUGUAUAAAACCGAUCGAGCCAAGUAUGAAUCCACUGCACGUAGCUGGACUCAGAAGUAUGCAAUGGGAUGAAGAUGUUUUUCCAGAUUUAGAGUUUGUAUUUUGGGGGUCUUUUGGGGGGGAGGGGGAAGAAGGGGAGGGACAGGUUGGGGGAUGGCUUAAUUUGGGAAGAAUAAAUCUUUGUUCUUCUCCUGUUUAGUUAUAUCACAAAAAUGAAAAGGUUUGAACGGGAUGUAAUUCUGGUUUUACCAGGACCUUAAUUAUUGUUUGGUGUUGUUCCUUCCAGCUUUCUAGACAGACUUUUCAAUGUAGUUUUUGAAGUGUAAUUCUAUCAACUGAGGAAUCGGUGUUGUUUUUGUUUCUGCCAUUUCUUAUUGUAUCUGAAAAGAUUAAGAAAUAUAGAUUCCGAUGAACUGUUUGGUUUGUUGUUCCCUCUUCAUCAAUAAAUUGAUAUUGUAAUACAACCAUCAUUUAUUAAUUAAAUUUGCCGUUUGCUUCA